GUGUUGCCCUUCUUUGCAGCUACAUGGUGUCAUGUUCUCAAGCGCAUGUGCCGCUGUAGAGGUCGACAUCUUGCCUGACGGAGACCUGAAUGGACUGGCUGCAGGAGACCACGUGGUCCUGGAGGCUGCGUCUGGCUCCUUGCUGCAAGCGCUGCGCCUGCAAGAUGGAUUUUUGGCCAUCCGCGCCGGGCGCGUGCAAACUUUCCAGGUGGCGCGCAAGCUUCCAGCCGCCUCCAAAGUGAGGUACCCGCCUCCCUUUGCGCUUGACUCCGAUGCCCUGCGGACAUCGGCCUUGGAGCGCGCGCGCGGAUUUCUCGGAAUGGACGAGGGGCAGGUUAGAGAGGCUCUGCAGCAAUCCGGCGCGGAUGACUUGCCGGUGGCUGGCGAGGCCAUUGCAGAGCGGCUCAUCACCUUUUGCAUCACGGGCCUGUGCUGGCACUGGCCCGUGGCAGAUGCUCACAGCAGGCGACUCGGCCUGAAACAGGGCUCCAAGGCCAUGCCCGAGAAACGCUUUGACCUUGCUCCACUGACGAUCACACAGACGCGCAGGGAAGUGUCAAACGUGGACGAGAGCUCAGGCAACGCCUCUCCGGCAUUGAAGUCAGACGGGAAAGCACGGGAUGACGUCAUUGCUGGAAAGAUACAGGAGAAAGCAAUUUCGACAGCGAUCCACGUCGGUUGCCGCGGGUCUGCUGCAAGGGCGGCAGGUGCUGCCGCGGCGAUGACGGUAGAGGGCUAUGCGCUGUACAAAGAAAUCGGGCGGCAUCGCGAUCAGCUGGAUGGCAAGAACAUCAGUUCGGACCAGUUCGCGGAGAAGGUGUGCGAAAGCACCGUCAGCUCUUCCGGGAGAGCCAUUGGCAGCCUGGCUGGCGCUGCGAUUGGGCAGGCUUCCAUUCCAGUUCCUGUCGUCGGUGCUGUGAUUGGUGGAGUCGCAGGAGCCGCGUGCGGUGGCUUCUAUGCGAAUAGCUUGGUUCGCGGGGCGUGGCGACUCUCAGGUGGAUCAGCCAAGGGAGGUGACGACAUUGUCCGCUGCGUGGAGCAUGCGCCAGAGCCAGAUCAUCCAGCACUCGCACGCGAGGAACCUGUGGCUCGGGAACCGGCUCGUUCCAAAGACGUGGGAUGCAGCGGCGAGUCGGAGCCGAAGCUGACGGAGGACUUGCUGUGACGGGAAUCGUAACGAAGGUGUGGGCCACAAUGGUUGGCGCUGGGCCCUUCUCGCAUUUUCCACACCUCAAAGAGCAGGUGCCAGAGCAGGUGCCAGAGCAGGUGCCAGAGCGUCUCACCAUGGUUUGCACCGGUUGGACUGGG
Molecule: messenger RNA, 1308 nt
Organism: Effrenium voratum
Lineage: Eukaryota; Dinophyceae; Suessiales; Symbiodiniaceae
Source: the annotation of a GenBank genome assembly